This is a messenger RNA of Blastocystis hominis, 720 nucleotides long. Its product is annotated as Adenosine deaminase. NCBI's taxonomy places the organism in Eukaryota, Bigyra, Opalinata, Blastocystidae. Gene Ontology annotation, molecular function: adenosine deaminase activity. Gene Ontology annotation, biological process: adenosine catabolic process; inosine biosynthetic process. The transcript has 4 exons. Bases 1 to 720 code for a protein of 239 amino acids. The record is from RefSeq and is a predicted model, not a curated record.
AUGAAAAAAGCCGAAAAAGCGUUCCAAAACCAAAUCGUAACUCGCUUGGUACUGAGCAUCAAUCGAAGUGAGAGCGCGGAGAAAGCGCUUCGUACCGCCCAACUGGCCAUUCAGUACAAGUCUUCAGGAGAAUUGCAUGUUGUUGGAGUCGAGCUCUCAGGAAACCCCACCGCUGCCCCUUUCUCCUAUUUCCGCGAAGCCUUUUCAUUACUCAAGAAGCACGCCAUUCCAACCACAAUUCACGUUGGCGAGGUUCCCAACUCCAAAGUUUUGAGUUCAAAGUGUUGCUGCGAUCGCGACGAAUUUCAAAAAUGUCGAGAUAUCCAGGACAUUCUUGAUUUUCGGCCGGAUCGCUUUGGACAUUGUUUGUUUCUCAAUGACGCAGACUUGGAGGUCGUUAAGCAGAUGCACAUUCCCAUCGAGGUCUGUCCCACUUCAAAUUUGAUGACACUGGGGAUCCAAAGCCUUUCAGAACAUCCAAUUUUGAAAAAAAUCGAGGGCGUGAUUCCGUUUUCUGUUAAUACAGACGAUACUGCUCUGUUUUGCGUUUCGCUCAGUCAGGAGAUCGCUUCUGUAGCGAAGGAACUUCAGUGGAGUAAGGAAGAGGUAAUCAGUUUUGCACGUGGGUGUGUUUGCCAAGUGCUUGAGAAGGACCCCGCUGUUGUGGGCUUUUUACAAGGAAAAGUGGAGCAGUUUGCAAAUAAUUUAAACUUAAACUAG